AUCUAUAAUGUAUUUCGGUGCCCUCUUCUGGCAUGCAGUGCAGGCAGAACACUGUAUACAUUUAAAAAAAAAUAGCAACUGGAUGUAGCAACACAAGCCUUUAAACCCGGUGCUUGGGAGGCAGAGGUAGGCAUAUCUCUGUGGUCAGCUUGGUCUACAUAAUGAGUUCCGGCCCCAAGCAGAGCUACAUGGUGAGACUCCACAUAAACAAUAAGUAGACAAAUAAAUGGAUGGAUGGCGCUCUAACAGAAUCCAAAUAAAGUCCAGGUAGGCUCACUGCAAGGCAUGAGUUAGGUGCUGCACAGUAAGCAGCUUUGUGACUGCUUCAAGGGAGAAAACUGAGGGACACAGAAGAAGUAGUGUGGCCUGGAGCACAGUACAGAACCAGGACUGAGUCUCACAACUGCUUCCCUGCAGUCUGCCAGGCUUGAAGGGCUGGCAUAACCCACCAGUAGGAAACGGAGACAGGUAGGGUCUCAGCACUGUAAGCUGGAACAAGGAUGCCGAUUGCUCAUCAGCAUCCAUUCCCGUUCUCACCCCAGCCUGCCAUUGGUCAUUACCAAAGCCCAUGCUACAUGAGCCUUUACACCUGAAGUGCGGUAACUUUAGAGGAAAUACGAUGGCACUGCUAAUUUCUGCUGGGCUUGGCCAUCAUUUAGACACACACACACCUGCCCCUAUUGUCCCCACCUUGGUUGGAAGGUAAAAAGCUGAGCUGGGAGGACUUGACAUUUCCUAUGAGUGGGUGAGAUUCAGUUUGCUUCUUAUGGCCUUCGUUAGACCAGGCCCCAUUUGGACUUUAGGCCACACCACCAGGGAAAUGGAGGCAUGGUGGCGCUUACUUUUAAUCCCAGCAUACAGGAGGAAGAGUUACAGGCCAGCCCGGUCUACAGAGUGAGUUCAGGACAGCGGAGCUACUAUGCAGAGAAACCCUGUCUCAAAACAAAACAAAGAACUAGGUUUGAUGAUGCAUGCUUAGAAUCUCCACCUCUGCAGUUCAAGGAUAGUUUUAAGUCCUUUCUCUAUAGCUUUGGAGCCUGUCCUGAAACUAACUCUUGUAGACAGAGAUUUGACUGCCUCUGCUUCCCGAGUGCUGGAAUUAAAGGUGUGCGUCACCACCGCCCGGCUGAGGCCCUAUCUUAAGAAGAAAAAACUUAGCCAGGUGUUGGUGGUGCAUGCCUUUAAUACCAGCAGUCUGGAGGCAGAGGCAGAUGCAAGGUCUACAGAAUGAGUUCCAGGACAAUCAAGGCUACAGAAAAAUCCUGUCUCGAAAAACAAAAAUUGAGAUACCUUGACUUUUUUGUUUCUUUUUUUGUUUUGUUUUGUUUGAACUCACAGAAAUCCACUGCCUCUGCCUCCCAAGGGCAUGUGCCACCACCACCUGACUAUCCUGACAUUUUUAACAUCUGUAUGGACAGUAAUAGUUGUUUUUAACCUUAAAACAAUGCAGAUAGUUUAAGUGGAGAACAACCUGCAAUUGUCCACUGUACUUAAGACACCCCUGAGCCGGACGGUAGUGGCGCACGCCUUUAAUCCCAGCAAUCAGGAGGCAGAGGCAGGCGGAUCUCUGUGAGUUCGAGGCCAGCCUGGUCUACAAGAACUAGUUCCAGGACAGGAACUAAAAGCUAUGGAGAAACCCUGUCUUGAAAAAAAAAAAAAAAAAGACACACCUGUCCCACCCAUUUGUCAAUGAAAUCUGUCCACUAAACCUCAAUAGCCCAUGCAGGGAGGGGUGCUGUGCAGAACCCAAAUGCCCAAGGUCCUGUAGGGGCAAGUUCUCUGAGCUAGGCCUCCUGUGAUACCCAGUGGGUAUACUCAGCUCCUCUUAGAUGGAGCUGUGUAAUGCCAGGAGGGCUCAGAAACAUUAUGCUGUAUAAUUUUUUUGUGCCGUAUAAUUUUAUUUCAUUACUCUAAGGGCAAGGCCAGUAGGUGACCAUAGGUGAGGUCUCUUACAGAUUCUCUGGAUCUAAUUCUCACAACCAGCCAGUGGGGAAAGGCUGAGUUUUAAGGGGUUUCCCAGGAAGCUCUCCCCUGGAAACACCUUUGUUCUAGGGCUCACCUUCCUGGUUAGGUGGCUCCCAAGCCUUCACUGUGCUGCAAGGUAGACCUGGUUGAAUCUUGUGGUAUACCUGUUCCUCCUGAAACAACCACUGAGCUAGUCCCAACUCCAUUACAUAUUAUGGUUAUAUUGGGUUGACCAGUGUAAUCAUAACAAAUUUUUUAUUAUUUAUUUAACUUUAUUUUAUGGGCAUUGGUGUGAAGGUGUCAGAUCCUCUGGAACUGGAUUUUCAGACAGUUGUGAGCUGCCAUGUGGGUGCUGGGAAUUGAACCCGGGUCCUUGGGAAGAGCAGUCAAUGCUCUUAACCGGCGGGCCAUCUCUCCAGCCCAUAACAAAUAUUUUUUGAGGCAGGAUCUAAAUUCCCCAGGUUGGUCUCUCAGCUAUCUUACAGCAGAGACCUCAUCUCUCAAGGCAAUCCAGCUGGUAAGCCGAGUUGACAAACUCCCCACACAACUGCUUGGGAGUUUCAGAUGUUGUACGCCAGCAGCUGGCAGCCAAGGAGGGGGUUCCCAGGAAUCAGCAGAAACUAAACACAUCCAGUUCAGGACUGAAUGAUUAUAUCAUAGUAUAUGGAAACAAAACUAACUCCACAUACAAUUCGAUUUAAAAGCCGUUAACUGCUGCGUGUGGUAGCCCAUGCCCUUAAUCUCAGCAGACAGGAGGAAGAAGCUGGAGGAUAUCUGAGUGAUCUCCAGGCCAGCCGUAGAUAGUUGUUUUCUUUGGUCUGGUUUUGAGACCCUGUUCCCCCAAAACAAACAUUUUUUUUAAAUGUUUAAAAUAAUUUAAAAAGUUAAGCCAUUAACUUAUUUUUUUUUCAUUAACUUAUUUUUAAAAAGCUUUUUUCCCAAAAAUUAAUAUAGGUCAAUUUGUCUAACUGCAGCCUCCAAAUUAAAGGUUGAGUGUGUCCCAUUAUCUCAGAUAGAAACCUCCAUCCUCAUUUGGAGUACCGUUAUCUAAGACUGUUAGUGAGAGGGUAAUCACAUGAUUUACCUCCUCUGAACGCUUGCCCACCCCAUGGGCCUAUUGCCCCCACAAUAUCCCGGGAGCUUAAGGGGGUGUAACAGAGGCCAUACUGGGUCCAACACUGUCUCCCCUGUCUCCCACCGGGAUCGUGUGGAACAGCCACCUAGGCCUUCUACGCCCUAGGGCGACGCUUACAGUGUUGCUUUGGGAACAGCAAGGGCUGUGCACUGACUGUUACCUAGGCGACACACGGAGCAACGAUACCUUCUGGAGCUGAGCGCCAGCUCUAAUUGGUCGGGACACCUCACCAGCCAAUAGAAACCAGGUCCGAUGUGCACAUGCGCAAGGAGGUUAUCCCGCAGUCCGGUCCGCAGUGGGUGAGUCCUUCGGUUGGGGUGCAAACAGAACGGUUGCCAAAUCAAAAUAGGGUACCCCAGGAACUCUGCGGCGGCACCGCGGGCUCAAGGACUGAAACGAGUCUCGCGGGUGAGAGGCCUUGGAAACGCGCUGUCGUGUUUGCUGAGGCUCACGGGAGACGUAGUCCGAGCGGAGGGGGCCGUGCCUGUGGGGCAGGCGCAGGAUUGGCCAAACCGGUCCCUCUUGUCAGCUCCCAAAGACCCUUCAAAACAAGAAUGUCUUCUCCUCUGGGUCCCUCACACGGAUCCCUCAGGGACUCCAACACCACCACUGAGGAGCCUGAGGCUGCACGACUCCGAUUCCGGGGUUUCUGCUAUGAGGAGGUAGAGGGGCCCCGAGAGGCGCUGUCCCGGCUUCGAGAGUUCUGUCACCAAUGGCUGCACCCUGAGUCAUGCUCUAAAGAGCAGAUGAUAGAGCUGCUGGUUUUGGAGCAGUUCCUUGGUGUGUUGCCCUCUGAGAUCCAGGCCUGGGUGCGAGGGCAGCAGCCAAGAAGCCCUGAGGAGGCUGCAGCCCUGGUUGAGGAGCUGCAGCAUGAUCCUGGGCAGCUGCUGAGCUGGAUCACAGCCCACAUCCUGAAGCCAAAGGUGCUUCUUACAGUCCAGAAGACAAAGGAGUCUUCAGAGAGCCACCACCUCUCAGUAGCAACGGAGUCCUCUGAGGCAGGCCCUGCAGGGGCGGCACAGGAUGCGGGGUUAGACAGAGCUACCCAGAUCAAUUGCGGUGUGAAGGAGGAAGCCAAUGCUGAUGGACAGGAGAUGGUAUCCCCAAGCCCUCUCUUUCCAGCCCAGAAGCCUGAGGGACAUCUUGGACACCAGGAACCAGCCUCCACAGCCUUCCAUCCAGGAAGGAUCCAGAAGGAGUGGGGCCUGUUGGACUCAUCACAAAAAGAGCUGUGCUGGGGUGUGAUGCUGGAGAAGUACGGCACAGUGGUGUCCCAGGCAAGCCUGCCGCUGUUAGAGCCAGAUGUGCAAAUUCAGUCUGAGCUGAGGCCAGCUCAUGCCGCAGGACCGGAGUCCCUCAGGAGCCAUCUCCCAGAAGUAGGAGCCAUUGCAGGUCCAGGGCUUGUUCAAGCCUGCACAUCCUCUCCAAGUGAUGAGACCCAGAGCCCUUGCAAGGACCCUUCAGCCUUAUCUCCCUCACCACUGCUGGAAGCCCCUGCUAGGCCUGCACCUCGGAAGCUGUAUACUUGUGAGCAGUGUGGCCUCAGCUUCGAUUGGAAGUCUGUUUUCGUCAUCCACCAUCGCACACACCUGGGUGGGUCAGGCCUGGAAAGGCCACCACAGGUGCACCGGGAGCCAGCCAUUGGGCACUCCACUGGCCUUCGGGGCUAUGCAUGCGUGGAGUGCGGGCGCAGCUUCAGCUGGAAGUCACAGAUGGUCAUCCACCGCAAGAGUCAUGCAGGCCGGGCUGGAGAGAUGGCUCAGAGGUUAAGAGCAUUGCCUGCUCUUCCAAAGGUCCUGAGUUCAAUUCCCAGCAACCACAUGGUGGCUCACAACCAUCUGUAAUGAGGUCUGGUGCCCUCUGCUGGCCUGCAGGCAUACACACAGACAGAAUAUUGUGUACAUGAUAAAUAAAUAAAUAAUUAAACAAAUAAAUAAAUAAAAAGAGUCAUGCAGGCCAGCGGCGCCAUUCCUGCCGGGACUGUGGGUGCAGUUUUGACUGGAAGUUUCAGCUGAUCAUUCAUAGGUCCCAAGGUGAGUCUGCUCCUAAUGCGGCACUCCAGGCAUCUCCUCCAGCCAAGAGAAGGGCUCUGGGGCACCCCAAGUGAGUCAGGAAC
This is a messenger RNA of Alexandromys fortis (reed vole), 5216 nucleotides long. RefSeq names its product zinc finger protein 446 (gene Znf446). Lineage: Eukaryota; Metazoa; Chordata; Mammalia; Rodentia; Cricetidae. Gene Ontology annotation, biological process: regulation of DNA-templated transcription. The record is from RefSeq and is a predicted model, not a curated record.